ACUCACCUGUCCAUAUAAACCCGGCGAGAUUCGGCGUCGUCGUCAGUUCUCCGCAAGGGAAGACAACGAAAAGAUGAGGGCCGGUGGACUGGCCUGCGCUUUGCUUCUCCUCGCCUCCGGGGCAUCCCACGCCCUGCCCCAGUACGGCGGCGCGGGCGUCCAGCAGCAGCAGCAGGAGGGCCAGGUGGGUCAGCAGCAACAGCAGCAGGAGGAGGGGGGGUUCUGGUGGCAGGAUAAGGGCGUCUUUGAGAGUCAGGGCGCCGUCGUAGGAGGGACGUCAGCCACCUCGGGAGGAUUCACGCCGACGCAGUCCAGCGAUUGCGCUCUGGCACACGGGUGCGUGCCGUGGCAAUACUGCCUCAACGGGGUGUACAAGUUCAACCCGAGUGUCAACCUCGACGUCCGCUCGCCAGCCAAGGUUCCCGAACACGUAUCUCAAACAUUGUGCGGACAAAUCGGCAACGUCUGCUGUCCCAUUCCCGAAGACAUCCUUCUGCAGCAGCAGCUGGCACAGGCGGGCGUCGGCGGUGGCGUCGUCGCUGGGGUCCCUGGCGCUGGGGUCCACGCCGAGCAGACUAGUGCUGGCGGCGUCGGCGUUGGGGCCUCCGGCUCUGGGGUCCACGCGGGGCAGACUAGUGCCGGCGGUGCUGGGGGCUACGGUGGCUCAGGAGGCAUCAUCAGUGGUUCUGUGAGCGGCGGGGGCGGCGGGGGCGUCGUCGGCGGCGGACUUGAGCAGACCAGCGGCGGCGGGCAUGGGCAGACCGGUGCCCUUUCGAGCCAGUGCGCCGUUGGAUUCGACUGCGUGCCCAAAUUCCAGUGCGAGGGCGGCGAUAUCAACACCUCCGGAAUCGGCCUCAUCAACAUUCGCUCCAAAUUGGUCAAGUGCUCCAACCCCGAUUACCCGACCGUGGAGGCCGUCUGCUGCAAGAUCCCCGGCGCCAGCGAGCCCAACAUCCUCACGUGCCCCGCCCCCGAGGAGUGCGUGCCCUACGGACUCUGCAAGGAAGACGGCAGCAUCAACACGGACGGCUCAGGAAUCCUUGAUGUUAGGAUCAAUACGCCGUGCCACCUGGACUCCGUGAGCUACGAGAAGGGCGUGUGCUGCCGCCCGCCGGGCCCGGAGCCGCUGGAAUCGUGCCCCGGGGGCCUCGUGUGCAAGCUCGAGGGCCAGUGCGCGACACCUGGAGCUGUCGCCGACGAUGGGACCUACACGGCAUGCUACACUGGCUCCGGAGCGACGGGCAUCUGCUGCGAGCCCCUGGACGUGUGCCCUGGUGACCUCCCGUGCAAGGCCGAGGGUGAGUGCAGCUCCCCGGCCGCCAUCAACUCCGACGGGUCAUCCGAGGUUUGCUACAUCCCGGGCGGUUACGGAGGCACAGGCGUCUGCUGCGAACCCCCCGCCCCCUGCAGACGUGCCCCGGGAAGCUCCAGUGCAAGUCGCAAGGGCAGUGCGGCGAACCGGGAGCUCUCAACGUCGAUGGAUCCUACACGACAUGCUAUGUAGGAGGCGGAACUGAUGUGGGAAUCUGCUGUGAGCCCCCUGCCCCCCUGCAGACCUGCCCGGGGACCUCCGGUGCAAGUUGCAAGGCCAGUGCAAUGUUCCAGGAGCACUCAAUGCCGAUGGAUCAUACACGACGUGCUUCGUGGGCGGCGGAGGAAGCGACGUAGGCAUCUGCUGUGAGCCUCCUCCUGCCGUCGACGUCUGCCCUGGAGCCUGGUCUGCACCGACCAGUGCGACGCCCCCGCCGCCAUCAACG
Molecule: messenger RNA, 1757 nt
Organism: Penaeus vannamei (Pacific white shrimp)
Lineage: Eukaryota; Metazoa; Arthropoda; Malacostraca; Decapoda; Penaeidae
Source: RefSeq, a predicted model, not a curated record